Haemonchus placei is the source of this 2109-nucleotide messenger RNA. The record is from the annotation of a GenBank genome assembly. Lineage: Eukaryota; Metazoa; Nematoda; Chromadorea; Rhabditida; Trichostrongylidae.
AUGGACGAAUGCAGUUCAGAAAUAGGUUCCUCCUCCAAUGGUGCUUCAGGGCAUUCUCCUGGCACGUUAACGGAAGCAUCGCCACAAAAAGGCCCUGCGACCGAUGAUGACUGCACCUCAUUACAAUCACUUUAUGAAAAAUAUAGCACUCAACAGAAGGAAAUAGAACGGUUAGAAGAACAAAAUUCCGAAUAUCGUGAAAAGCUAUUGAGAACAAUACGUGAACGUGAUUUGAAUGAAGAACUUCUUCGUAAUGUACGUGAAACGCAAAAGAAGGAGAUGUCAGAAUUUGAAAAACGUAUACGUGAUUAUGAAAUACAGUUGAAAGCAGUACAGGAGCGAGCUGCUGCUCAGGAAGCUCACUACAAUGUGACUAUGAAGGAUCUUUCGCAAAAGUACAAUACUUCAGUAGCUCAAUUAACCAAGAAAGCAGAUAUCGCCGAAAAAGAAAAGAAUGAUGCAGUAAUAAAGUAUGCAACAAGGGAAGCAGAAAUAAUGAGGAUACGAAAUGAGAUUCAGAAGAAAGAGCAAGAACUGGUCGAGUGUCAUAAGGCGAAGGAAGAACUGCAACACAGUCAAGGCCAAGAAAACAUUGAGCAAUUGGAGAAAUCAAAUAAUAAUUUACGGGUUGAGCUAGAACAGGUCAAGCACGAAAAGUUCGAUUUGGAAAAUAAAUUGAAAAUGGCAGAGAAACGAGCAGAGGCCUGCAAUACCACUGCGACUGAACUGAAACAACAAAAUGAUGUGCUUAGGAAACAACUUAUUCAGAUGAAGGAGGAGAAAAGCCAAUUUCAAGAAGAAAAUCGUCAAUUGUCUUUAAAGAUACAGAUCCUAGAAUCGCGUCGAAUGCAUGAAUCAGAAGAGCUGAGCCGCUCUCAACAAGACUUAGAGCAGAAGCUAACCGAAGCUAACUCUCACUGUGCUCGCCUCACUGAUGCAAAUCGCGAAAUGAACACGAAGCUCGAAGAAGUGACACGUGAAAACCUUGACCUCAUGAACAAAUUGCAAGAUCUCGAAGAUAAACUGUCACUGGAGGAAGAGGCUCAUGCGGCAGCAUCGAUCGAAAUUACACGGUUACAGGACAUUGAAAAUCAGGUUCAAAGCAGCCGAAAACAGGCCCAACGAGCGAAAGAAGCCGAGGAACAAGCAGAAAAAGAACGAGAGGUUGCUGAAAAUGAAGCUGAAGAAUGUCGUCAACAAGCUGAAAGAAUGCUGGCCAUUACUGAGCAGCUCACAGAGCGAAAUAGCCAACUAGCUGGAGAAGUAGCCGCUGAACGUGAAAAGACGGUCUCCCGAGAUGAGGACAGUGCUCAGUCAGCGCAAGCUUCAGCAGAAACUAAUGCUAUUCAACAAGUUAUGAUCGAUAAGAUUAUCGUAUUACAAAAGAAGUUAGCGCGAAGAAAUGAUAAGAUCGAGUUUUUGGAAGAACAUGUACGGCAUUGUUUAGAGGAAUUACAGAAGAAAACAAAGAUAAUCCAGCAUUAUGCGUUGCGUGAAGAAGCCUCUUUAUUACUUCCCUCUGAUGGAUCUCUGGACAAGGUGCGUAAUUUUCUUACCUUCACUUUUUUUCACGGUAAGUUAAGAUUGGUUGUGGUGUCUAUGUGGAAUUCAUUUCUCAGUUCCACCUCUGUUAAACAGUUCACUAUCGAUUUGUUGCUGAUUUUGUACUGUGCAGCCUAUCAACUUCAGUUAAAAGCAGUAAAUAGAUUGAAUGCUAUACAAAUAAGGAAAUUAACUAGUGAGCCACACGGUCAUAGCCCUGUCCAAGCCUACCCACUGCUUUUAAUUGAAACUACUUCUGCCACAAUGUUUCUACCAAACUACAUGAAUUCGCUAGCCAUUGUUUUGUUGUUACAGGUCCCGUUAUCGCGGAAGGGAGCUUCCUACUCGUUGAUGGGAUCGAUUUUUACUGCAGGCAGUGAGAAGAGAUCUUUACAAUUGGCUACCGAAGUGAACUCUCGACUACAAGCUGUACUGGAAGAUGUGAUGAUCAAGAAUAUCACUCUCAAGAGCUCGGUGGAUUCGCUUAGUAACGAGGUAUCACGAUUAUCCCGAGAAAAUCGCCAACUCACAUUAGCACACAGUCGAUGUGCUGAACAACGGCCAUAG